CUCCCUCCCCCCCUCCCGCCCGCGCGUGCUGACGAGGAAGAGGGCGGAGGCGGACGAGGAGCCCAGCGCCGCCGCCCGCCUCGCCCCUUCCUCCCCUCAGUCGCUGCCAGACGUUGCCUUGCCGGGGCGGUUUCUCUCCUUCCGCCUAGUCCCCUCAGGCACAACCUUGUCGGGCACCCUUGUUGUCUCCUCCGCCUUCUUGUCCCUUCCCCAGUACCCCUCCACUUCGGCAGCCAUGAACCCCAGCUGCGCCCGCUGCAGCAAGAUCGUUUACCCGACCGAGAAGGUGAACUGCCUCGACAAGUUCUGGCAUAAAGCAUGUUUCCAUUGCGAGGUCUGCAAGAUGACCCUCAACAUGAAGAACUACAAGGGCUAUGAGAAGAAGCCAUACUGCAACGCACACUACCCGAAGCAGUCUUUCACCAUGGUGGCAGACACUCCUGAGAACUUGCGCCUUAAGCAGCAGAGUGAGCUUCAGAGUCAAGUCCGCUACAAGGAAGAGUUUGAAAAGAACAAAGGGAAGGGCUUCAGUGUGGUGGCUGAUACCCCUGAAUUGCAGCGAAUCAAGAAGACUCAGGAUCAAAUCAGCAACAUAAAGUAUCAUGAAGAGUUUGAAAAGAGCCGGAUGGGCACACCUGGUGGAGAGGGAGGGGAACUGGAACGCCGUAACUCCCAGGAGGGCGCCAACUACAGGAGGCCAGUGGAGCAGCAGCCACCGCCCUCGCACCAGCAGCCUCACCAUAUCCAACCAAGUACACCUGCUUACCAUCACCAACCACCACAACAGGCGGCAUCUCAGUCCUAUGGCUACAAGGAGCCAGCAGCACCUGUCUCCAUACAGCGUAACGUCCCAUCUGGAGGAGGGAAGCGGUUCCGUGCAGUCUACGAUUACAAUGCAGCAGAUGAGGAUGAAGUCUCCUUCCAGGACGGCGACACAAUCAUCAAUGUGCAGCAGAUUGAUGAUGGCUGGAUGUAUGGCACUGUUGAGCGGACCGGCGACACAGGCAUGCUUCCGGCCAACUACGUCGAGGCUAUAUGAGCCCUGCUUGGGUGCUGCCCUAGAAGCAAGCAGGGGGAAGGGCUCUCAUCGUGUGCUUCUCAUUCCAUUUUCCCUUCUCUGCUGUCUCUUGUCAUGCAUCAGUUCCUUUUUCUGAGCCUCUGGCAUGGCCAUUUUUUUAUUCUUUUGCCAACAUAGCCUUGUUUUGGAGGCAUUUGACAUUAGGGUGUCUCUCUUGCUCUUUUUAAAAACUAUCCAUGUAAGACUUUUCUGAAAAGACCAGCUGUCCUUCCAUCCUCUCCCUCUGUUUUCAUGGAACUUGGCACUGCGCUCUCUUCCCUCCCCAGGGACCUGCCAUUUUGAGAAGUGAUUUGGAUUCUGAACUAAGUGGGCCUGAUCUAACCCGACUGCUACAUGGGAACAGGAGCUAGGGAGGCCUAAGGGAAUAAACCUGGUGCCAUACUUGCUUUUCAGGCUGUAGGGCCUUGAGUAACUUGAGGAGAGCCUAUAAUCAAUUUUACUUCAGAAAAAUUUGCCCAGGGUGUUUGCAUGUCAACCUUGGUUCACCUUUCUUCCUUCUUGUAACAUUUAUAUAUCAGUUUGACAGAAAUCAAAGGAAAAACAUACUUUGCUUUAAAGCAGGAAAGCCUUUGGUGGAAUUGCCCUCUGCUGUUUGCAUAUUCAAGUCAGUGUCUCUGUAACAUCUACAAGGAAGAUGGUGCUAGAUGCAAAGAAUGGCAGGAGAGGGUAUAGGAGAAGGAAAGUGGCACUUGUAGCAAAUACACCCGAGCAUUGGCUCCUGGAUGCCGGGGUUAAGGAAGAGUGGACGUCUACUUAGACAUGGUUGGGAGAGAGCAUGCACACUCCUCCUGGAGAAAAGCAGUUCGGAGUAGAGAGGGCUCUGCAUGUAGCCUAAGAUCUUGCCACUGAGUAGGAUCAGUCUGUACAGCUCUGCUUUGGUGCUCUACCUCUGGGCUGGAGGAAUUGUGAGGGAGGGACAGCAAUAUUCCAAAUGCUUCUGGCCAUUCCUGCUGCCCCCUCUCCCCCAAGAAGCUUUAGAAUGACUUUUGAGCCAGCCUAUGCAAGAAUCAUCCAGCUAAUGAUGCAUAUAGCCACCUCUCUUAAAGUCUAUGGUGCGUCACAUAUGUGCUUUUUUCCCCCUAUGACCUUAAUUCUGUAGACACCUAACAUAUGAAAAGAGACAGGUGCUUCCCUUAAGAGCCAUUUUACCUGUAGCAGCCCCUUUCAUUCUUAGGCAAGAAGAGCCACGCUUGCUAUGGCAAUGCUAUAUUUGGGACCAGUUCUUCCUUUUUUCUUGGGAAUGUUCGUGGGGAUCCAUCAAAGGUCAACGGAGUGCUUUCCUCCUGAACCCCCCUCCCUCUCUUGUACUUUUUCUGAGCCAAGCAAUGUUUACAGCCCUUUCUCUUCUUUCUACUUCCCUCCAGCCAGCCUGGCAAUUGGAUGAAAGGGUCAGGGGAACACAUACCUUGCACUAGAAAUAUACCUCUCACCCUCUCUUUAGUACCUAGCUGGCUGGUGCGGUUGCUGGCUUAGGAUAGAAUCAUGGACCAAAAGUAACUUGUGUGUUCAUCUUAGAAUGCCAGGGAACUACUCUGUAACUGGAAUUACAUGAGGCCAGGGUAGCCUGCAUAUAUGGGAAGACACAGGCAGGAAAGGGGAGCAAGUUAGGACGCUUGCAUUCCUAACUAGAUCCUUAAAAGUCUUCAUUCUCCCUGUGUAGUAGCUUUUUGCACUACCUUUUAGAGAUCCUCAGAAACUUAGCAAAGUCACUUCUGUGUCAGCAAAGAAGGGCAAAUUUUAUUUGAAAAAGAAACAGGCAACUCAGUAUUCCCCUGCAGAGCCACAGUCCUCUGGAAGUGGCUUGGAUCUGACAGCUAAACUACUUCCAGACAAUUGUGAAGCUAGGCCUCUUCCACACACGUGGGGGACCUGUGGGAAAUCCUUGUCUCUUUAAAUGUAACCUGCAGAGUAACUCUAAGUCGCUUGCUUUGGUAGUAGCCUCUUGUUCUGUGUGGAUCUCUGGAAGUGGGCUUCUUAAAGCUUCUGCUUUUUAACACUGUCUUUCAAUAGUAUGUUGGAGAGGAAGUUGGGUCCACUGAAUUUCCUCCAGUUCCUAGCGUAUCUAAUACCUCUCCAGAACCUGGAACCACACAAGGACCAAACUCUGAAACUUGCAUUGACUGCACAGAUUCUGUGCCAUUCCUCUGCUUCUUGCAUGCAUAUGCUCAUGGUUUGCUUUUCCCUUUCUGUGCCCAGAGGUAUAUCAAGGGUUAACAUCCCCAUAUACCCUCCACUCUUUCUGUGGACUCAAGUGCAAAGAUAAUAAAUGUUGGUAAUAUUAGAAAGCAUCUGCUUUAUAUCUUUGCAAGAGAAGUAAAAAUUAAAGGAGUACUCUCUCCCUAGGUUUUUACAUCCCUCCUUUAAGUUAAAAGUAAUGAGAUGCUUUUUAUUUUCUUCUUUGUACUUUGUGGGCAUGAAUACCUGAGUGUUACCUUCUAAUUUCACUUGACAGGAGAGUUUUAAACCUAUGUCUGCAUCCCUACCACUACCAAAUUAUGAAGCUCUCAAAUACUCCUGCUUUACUUGCAGAUCUCAGCAGCAGAAGUAGUGAUCAACUCGUACAGUUGUGGAAGCACAAACAUUUUUUUCAUUUUUCCCCCAUUGGACACUUUGCACUAGUGAUAAAUGUGUUUAAAAAUGGGUGGGGAGGUUGGGGAAACCUUUCAGUCUCCUCUCCACCAGAUCUGUACCUUCAAAGGGAAAUCUCUUGUUAGAGUCUGGUGCAGAGAGAGUAAUGGCAGUGGCUUUUUCUUCAACCCUUUUAGAUAUCUGCAGGUGUCUGGGGACCUUCUAUCCUUGGGGGUGACCUUUCUCAAGAUGCCAACAAGAGUGACUCAGUUAGUAAGGGGAUGAGGGAGUCACAUUCUUGGUGCUAAGACAGAAGCACAAGCUUAGUGGUGGGUGUUUGUAGCUAAUUAGGAUGAGGCAAAAUCAUGUAUAGACAAUCCUUGAGGACAGCUUUUUUGUGAGGAAGAUUCAAAAUAUCAUAAUGUGAAUAAAUAUUUUUAGAGGACCAAAUAAAAUUACGAUAUUCACUUUUUGACUCUCUCCUAGCUUUUUCACUCCUGCUAUGGAAGAAAGUUUCUCACUGCUUGAUUUAUUUUUCUGCCUUCUUUGACUUAUGCACUUUUGCCUUUUUAUUUUUUCCAAUAGCUGAAAAGCACCUAAACCUGUAUUUAAAUAAAUAAAAUGUUUUUAAAAACUCAACAAAAACAGCUAAGUUGCAUCAGUGUCGCCAUUUUUAUUAAUGUAAAGUCUUGUACAUCUUGGCUUUCCAAGCUAGAUUUCAGUGUCUAUUAGAAUGAUUUUUAAAAAAUGGUUUGGAGUAUAUUUUGGGGGUUUCACCUGUUGUCUGUAUGUUUUCUUCUUUAUGGGCUUGCACGCCCUCUCCAAGAGUCAUUUGGGCCUUUUUCAGUGGCACCAUAAAAUCAAACGUAGUACCAGUUCUCUUCUGGUUUACGCCAAUUUGAAAAUAAAAGUAUAAUUUUUA
Eublepharis macularius is the source of this 4568-nucleotide messenger RNA. It is a transcript of the gene LASP1, whose product is annotated as LIM and SH3 protein 1. NCBI's taxonomy places the organism in Eukaryota, Metazoa, Chordata, Lepidosauria, Squamata, Eublepharidae. The coding region runs from base 236 to 1039 and encodes 267 amino acids. The transcript is spliced from 7 exons. Gene Ontology annotation, cellular component: focal adhesion. Gene Ontology annotation, molecular function: actin filament binding. The record is from RefSeq and is a predicted model, not a curated record.